UGUUAUGCAAAUUUCCAUCAUGGCGGCCUUGCGGAGGAAAUUUCCUCUUUGAAUGUACAAAUUCAUGAUGUUGUUUCUAGAUUCCUUUUCAAUGUCCAGCCAAAAAGCACACCAAGGUCCUUCUCCUCCGUCAGUCGAGCAGAUUUUAGAAGAUUUGGCAGCGGCAAGGGACGAUGAUGUCGUGUUUAAGUCGUCAAUCGUAGCUGGAGAAUCAGCCCAAAUAUCAAAGGGGAAAGGAAACAAGCUGGCCAGUCAUUCAGGUGAGUUAAUUUCUGGAGUUUACUGAUACCUCAUCACUCUGAGUUACGUCGAUAAUGUCGCCAAAUUGAUUAUUGAAAGGUUAUCGCAGGAAAGCGUUUUUUACUAUCAGCAACAGCAUAUUAACCCAUAACUCCCAAGAUCUGACUGUUAAUUUUCCCCUCUAACUGCUAUACAUUUGCUUGUUAGUCAGCUACGAUGAUUUUGCAUUAGAUCAAGAGAACAACCUCUACCUGAUAAGUUUUUAAAUUCUCAUAACCUGUAUAUAGGGUGAAGUUACAUGUGAAUCACUUCUGAGAGUUAAAGGUUUAAUGGUUUCUCACAAGAUACAUUUUUUGGUAUUUAAUUUCAGUUUAUAGUUUUUAGCUGGUAAAAAAAUUUUGUUUAAUCUGUGCAGAUAGUGUCAUGGAUCAUUCAGCUAGUGGAGGAAACACAUCUGAAAGUAAAGGAAAUUCAGACGAAAUCAAGACAAAAUGUCAAUCUAAUGAGGAGCUCUAUGGUGUGGUUGCUUCAUUUUUGAAAGAAGUUAAGACAUUAGAGUCUUCUCAGGAACGUCUAAAUAGUGUGGACCAAGAUUUAAAAUCAAAGAAAGAAGAAUUAGAUGAAGCCAUCACCAAAGUAAAAGAAGCAUGGGAAGUUGAAAAACAUGACAGUUAGUGAAAUGUCAGGGGCAAAGAGUUCUAAAUUUGAAUGAGCAAGCACUUUUAAAUGUUUGUUGUGUGCAAGGUAUAGGUCAGAUCUGAACCAAGUACUUUUGUUAGGAAUAUGUAAAAAUUGCCUUAACUGACUACACCUCUUUUCUUGCAAAGGAAAGCUAAGAUUUAACCCAAACUUUUCCAUAUUCUGAAGAUGUAUUGUUUUUUUAAAUCUGUUUAGAGAUAUUUUGUCUGGAUUCUUUUUAAUCUGUUUCAAAAUUUUAAAUCUUUUUUGUACUUUAUACACCUGUCAGGCAAGCUGAAAAAAAAUUAUUUUUGUGAUCACUCAGAAUUUUUAGGGUGAGGGAGGGGUUGUUUCAUUCUUCUCUAUUUCUCCUGAUUACUGAGUCUUCACAAUUCCAUAAACCCACCACAAAAAAAGAUAUAAAAAAAUAUUUUGAUCUUAUUGAAUUUUAAUCU
Molecule: messenger RNA, 1373 nt
Organism: Pocillopora meandrina
Lineage: Eukaryota; Metazoa; Cnidaria; Anthozoa; Scleractinia; Pocilloporidae
Source: the annotation of a GenBank genome assembly